GAUCUACACGUUGAUAAACUACACGUCUGCAACACUACAGUGAGAAAUCGAGAAAUCCCCUCCGCGAGUGGAGUUUCAUUCAAACAGAAAUAUCAUGUUUCCUGUGAAGUUUUUGCAUUGCUGUCCGAUGCAAGAAUUUCUGUAAAUGAGCCAACGGUCGUCCAGCCGUAACCCAGGACGUCUGGACAAAAGAGGUCAAGGUUCCAGCGGCUCUGACAGCAAAAUAGCGGGAAGGUCCGACCGUGGUUCCGCUGCGGUUGACGGCUCCCAAAAUGGCCGUCCGCCUGCUCGCAAUCGCAGGCGGGAUUACGAGGACGGACGACCGGGGAAGCACUCACAAAAAUCUGAUAGUAAACAAACCAACUCAAAGACAAGCACUGGCCGGAGGCUGUUUUCGGACAACUCACAGCUGUCGUCAUUGGUCAGCAAGGCUCUUCACGAUGACGACAAAGACAGACGGAUCACAGCCAUGAGGAACCUCAAGGACUAUAUACUGAGAAACGAUCAUGCUAAGGAGGUACAAAGACAAGCAGACAACCUUUUACUGGUCCUUUAUGAUGCCAUCAAUGACAGGACCAGCCAUGACAUCCGCUUGGAGGUUGUAUUCUGCAUAGCUUCAGUGGGCUGUCAAAUCGGCCAUGACCUCAGACGGUUUCUCCAGGGGCUCUUCAACAAGAUCCAAGGCACCUCUUCAGAUGAGAUCAAAUGUCUUUUCUUACUGGUUAUAGUGCAGGUCUUGAAAAAUGAUAACGAAAAGCAGCAAUGCAAGAACCUGAUCGCAUUCAUCAUGAGCAACAUACAAACCACACUGGAGAACGCAGACACACCAGAACUGCUGGUUUCUUCAGUGAACGCCAUUCAUUACAUUUGCCAGCGUUAUCCAAGCACGUUCAAUGAUCACUUCAAGGACACUGUGGAUAUUCUGGUUGGCUGGCACAUUGACACGUCCCAGAAGCCUGCAUUGAUCAAAUACUGCUCUGAUACCCUCAUCAGUUUCCACAAGUACUGGCUAGCUGACAUCAACUUCUCUGUUACCCUUCUUGGACAGUUUCUUGAAGACAUGGAGGCCUACUCAGAGGACCUGACCCACUGCUGCAGUGGAACGUCUGGAGCUGGCGAUGGUAGCAAAGCAGAUGAUGAAGAGCCGCAGACGCCCGAGAUCUGUAGGAGUAAGAUCCUGGCACUCAUCAAUGUCUUUGCCACUGUCGUCAAGUGUCUGGGAGAUGGCUUCAGCCCUAGGCCUGGCUCGCCUAUCACUUCCGAUUAUCUGACUGAGGUGUUCAGUGGCAUCCUUCGGUGCGUCCAAACUGUUCAGAAAGAGAGCCAAGCCGACGGCACGGAUGAACCCAUCGUGCUAGCAGCCAACGAGUGCCUGUCCGUGCUGUGCGACAGCGUCCGAUCCUCCCUGGCCCAGUGUCGGCACGACAUGGUCAGCUUUGCCCUGGGGCAGCUGGACAGGGCCCUGCAGGUGGACUUCCCCCGAAAUGUGGUCCUCCUCCCAGCCCUGUCCUUGCUUUACAGGGUCUUGAAAUACCAGAGCACUGGCCUGCCUUCUGACAUGGCAGAGAAGCUGUUUGGACCAGGGUCAAAGUUCAAGAAGCUACGGUUCCACAACAACCAAGAGGUGCUGGCUAUGCUUCUAAAAGUCUACCAGAAACUGCUCUGCAUCAAAGACGUUCCCAUGCUGGAGGCCAUAUACAGCUUCCUCCUGGCUGACCUGGAGAUCGCCUACCAAACCCUCCUGGUCUUCACUGGCUCAGAGGCACGGUGCCAGCUGGUCUCAGACAACCCCAUCAAGGACAUCCAGCCCACGGUGCAGGAGGCCGAGGUCAUGGUGGUGUUUGACCUGAGUGCUCUGUCGGAGAUCGGAAGCACCAAGAGCUCUAUCAUUGUCAUGUGGGCCCUGUCCCCCAGCCUGUUUGAGCUCCUCACCAAGCACCUUAGUACCGCUCACUGGCCCAUUGCCGAGUGCUUCCCAGCUACUCACUACUCAUUACUCAACACGCUGUGCGCUCACAGCGAGAGCAACGCCCACUUCAUCUCCAGCAGCUUCGGCCUAUCCUCCACCAACCUGGGCUCAGGCUCCUCAAAGACCAGCAGCUACUUCCGCACCAUCCUCAACCUGCUGGGCACCGUGCUGCCCCACCCCGCCGUGGCCAACGACAGCAGGCGCCUCUGUCUACAAUGGUUCUACAGCAUUCUGCAGCAUCUACAGCAAGGAGACUACAAGAUCCUCUAUGUCACAGCCCCUUUCAACCUGGCUAUACAAGCCCUCCUCCCAUUGGCCCACAGCAAGGAGCUCAACAUCUGCUUGGGAGCCUGCCAGUGUCUCCAGCUGGUGCUCAGUUGCGGGGAACCAUGCACGGACUUCCUCUUGGGGUGUCUUGAGAUGUGUAAAGUGAAGUUACUGAGUACCAACGAGGUUGUCAGGAAGGCCUACACAUCCCUGUUAGCCAGGAUACCCAGUGACAUCCUCCUCAGGAGCGAAACCACCCCUCUGACCCAGGCCAAACGUCUCUGUGAACGCAAACAGGCAACAGUCACCUUCUCUGAGGAGGAUCCCCAGGGCCUGCAGGCUUUCCGUCUGGCCCGGCGUAGCCACAUCAACAGGACGCCCAUGGGCACAUUCCACUCCCAGGAUUUCAGAACGGUCCUGGCCUUCAUACUCCUCGGAGAAGCACCCAGUGACCCGGAAUGGUUGGAGAAACUAUACCACAGUUGCCAAAGGCCUGACAAGAGUGGUAACCACCGUGGAGAGAUCACCCUGCCUGAUUUUAUUGAUGGUAACAUCGCCCUGCAGUGGUUCUGGGCCACCUGGGAGGCAGCCCAGUACUGUGUCCUGGCAAGGCUGAGAACGCCCCUAGGGAAACCCCAGGAAACAUUCAGAGCUAUAGAAGCGGCUCUCUUGGACUUUGGACGAGACCCCAAAUGCCAGACAGAAGGGAAUUCUAAAGCAGAUUGCAAAGUUUUGAGUCCUGCCUACCACCUGCAUCAACUCAGACCAGUGCUCCUGCUGCAGUUCUUGGAGCAUCUUGAGAAGUUGAUGUACAACGCCUACGAAGGAUGCUUCAUAGCCAUGCCUUCAACACCAAAGGCUGUGAGGACGUUCUUCCGCACCAACCGAGCCACUUGCCAGGACUGGCUAAGCAACAUCCGCUGCCUGGCGCUGGCUGCCGCAGCCAACUGCGGCCAGCAUGCUGUCGCACUCAGGCAUGGCCUUAUCAGGAUCAGUGACCUUGUCGCCAAGAACAAAACAACUGGUCACUUGUUUGAGGACACCUCCCUGCGAAUCGUAGCCAGCCUGAUCCAGCUCCGUAGCCCCCAUGCCAUCACGGGACUGUGCAGGUGGAUCCAGGACCAGUCGGGUAGAUCCUUUGGCUGGAUGACGGCCUGCCUGCCCGCAGCCGAUGCCAGACAUGAAGCUUGCACCACUGAAACCCUUCAGGCCAUCAAGAAGUACCUCCAACUGGACAACAUUCCAGGCUAUCCCAACCUCCCAAAGGCAUCGUCCUCGGCUGACCUGGUCCAGGCCGGCACAAGGUCAAAGGUCGGCGAAGGUCAUUCAACCCCAACCAAAGUCUUAACCCGGAAUUCGGAGACGGCACAGCAGGUGGUGGUGCAGAGCCCCCGAGUGCUGGAGUUUCUGCUGAACCAGGUCACCCAGACCUACGUGGCCGUAUCCAACUGGACCUCAGCUUUAAAGUGGCAGGAGAGCCUCGCAGAGCUGCGCUCCAUGGUGCCCGAGGCAUUACAGAAGCACAUGGUGCUUGGCUGUGAUAUCAAUGUCAUCAAAGCUCUCAGCCAUUUUGAUGACAAGGACUUCCCUUCCGUCGCCGACCACCUGGACCUCAUCCCUGGUCUGUCACCAGACCCAAAGGACUCGGAUGACAUCCUCAUGGCUCCAGACCUCAUCCAUAGGCCGGAGGCCGUACUGCAGAGGGGUGAGCUGGAACUGGUCCGAGCCCUGACUCACUACCACAGGAGCGGAUGCAUCAAUGCGUCGCCGACGGCGCUGAGCAAGGAUGUGACGUGUCAGCACUCGGAGUUGCUCAUUGUCUGCAAGAUGCUGGAUCGUGCCCACCAGAUGGCAGUGAGCAGCCUGGCCCUAGCCUGGCAGGACUGGCCCUCCCACCCACCGGCCGAAUUUGCCAUGCUGAUGCAGAGGGCUAGGGCCAUCACAAACACCAUACAGGGAUACUUGCAGGAUUGCCUUGUGCCGCUCUCUGAUGUCCUCAGGCUGGAGCUAGCCCAGCAUGACAUUGGUACCGUGGGUCAGGUGUCAAAGGUCACAACUUACCAGCACGAGCUAUGCCAGGAAGCCCCCAGUUUUGCAGGCUUGGCCUCAGAGGUUGCAGCCCACCUCGCCAAAGUCCAGCUGGCUACAGUCCAUCUGGCCCGAAAGCAAGGCAACCACAAAUACGCCCAGCAGCUGCUCCUGCAGCACUUGGACCUGCUGUCCCCAGCUAAGGAUGACAACACUGCUGCAGCGUCCCUGAACUUAGAGAUCCACAACAGCAGCAAGAAGUCGGCCCAGCCUCUGCUGACUGCCCUGGCAGCAUUGGACAGCCGCGGCGUCACGUCACUGGAGACGCUGCGCGUGGUCCGGGAGAGCUCCAAGCUCCUCCAGGCCAUGGGCUACCACCAGGAGGCCUGGGAAUGCCUGGUGGGCUGCAGUGUCCAGCACUCCACGCUGGUCAGCGCCAGCGUGGUCCGCGACCCGGAGGUGCGUGACGUCAACGCCCGCGCCCUGCUCAGCUUGGUCAAGUGGUUCACUGCGGACUACCGCAGCGCCGUGCCGCACCUCAAGAUGGCCGCGUGGUCAGACAGGGCAAACGAAGGGGCAUCUCCUCUGGCCAAGAACAUCUCAGUGCUGCUGGAUAUUGAGCACACAGGGGCAGGAGAAGGACUCGGGCUGGGCACUGGAGACAGUUCAGAUGCAUCUAGACAGGAAGUUGUCGGGAGGAGUCCUGCCAUCAGCGAGACUGAUGCUGUUUGCGGUCGUCUCCUGCAUCUCAGCACCAUGCAGGCGCCCUCGCUCACCAAGGCCUGGUCAUCCCUGGCGUCUUGGUGCUACCGCUGGGGACGUAAAGCUGUUGAUGUCGCCAGCUCGGAGGGCGGAGUCCAGUUGACCGAGGAGGAGAAGGCAGAGGUUCUGACGUCGUUGCCAGUAGAGAUUACCAACAGCGAGACGGACAGCAUCCUGUCUAUCUUGAGUCAGGCUCACUGCAGCGCCACCAGCAUACAAGAAGAAGAUAUCAUAGAGCAUAUGCAGUCUGCUUACCAUGACGGCACAGAGACCACACGUCGGCAGCUGCUAAGCGCUUGCCCCUCCCUGCAGAGUGCUGAGCCCAAGGUGGUGAGCAACCUCCUGGAGGUGUGGAAUGGUGUCUGCCGGCGCAUCUUCAGCCACUACCGGCUGGCGGCCAGAAGCUACUUCACCUUCCUCAAGCUGGCUGGAGAGCCAUCCAAGAAGCUGUGCGUCAGCCACCACAUCGACAGCGCUGCCCUGGACAGCCUACGCGACUUCGGCGAGACGGAGGCAGAUUCGGCCGAGGCGCAGGCCACCCACGAGGAUGGCAACAUCACGGCCACCCUGCGGCUGCUGCGACUACUGGUGAAAUAUGCCGGAGAGCUGAGGGACGUGCUGGAGGACGGGCUGGCUCACACACCCACGGGACCCUGGAAAAGCAUCAUUCCACAGUUGUUCUCCCGGCUCAGUCAUCCCGAGGCCUAUGUCCGUCAGUCCAUCUCCGAUCUUCUCUGCCGAGUCGCCCAGGACUCCCCACAUCUGAUUGUCUAUCAGGCCAUUGUCGGCUGCCCUUCCACCACGGCGGAAGACAAGAAAAGCAAAGAUGUUGUCCAACAAGGAGUGAUCUCCAAGCUUCUCAAGAGUCCAAGCAAAGAUGUCACCGCUGAAGGUGACGAUCUCCCGGAGGAUGCCACACCCAACACCAAUCCCGAAUCCGCCCAGGAGAAGGAGGAGGUGGAGGAAACGACAGAGGAUGAGGAGCACAACCGCUCCCUGAGCCUCCUGGAAGACUGCCUGACUGCCAUCGUGGGCACCCUGGGCAAGCACAGCCCCGAGCUGGUCAGCCAGGUGGAGGCACUGGUGCAGGAGCUGAGGCGGAUCACGGUGCUGUGGGAGGAGCUGUGGCUGGGCACAUUGAAUCAGCUGCAUGUGGAUGUGACCCGGCGCUUGCAUCAGCUAGAAGAUGAAGUGAAGAGAGUCCAGCGGAACGAUGGACUGUCAGCUGCCGAGAAGAAACUCAUCAUUGCAGAGAAACACAACGCCAUCAUGAAACCGGUGGUCUACUCCUUGGACCAGGUUCACUCCAUCACCAGCCAGCCAGCAGAGACUCCCAACGAGAGAGCCUUCCAGGAGGCUUACCAGGAAGCCAUAGAGAAGGCCCUCAACGCUCUCAAGAAUCCAGACACUCCUAACAAGCCCCAGUCCAGCUGGACACUCUUCAAACAGCUUCAUGCAGCACUGCAGCAGAGGGCCACCAGGAAAGCCACCUUCAUGCUACAGAUGAGAGACAUCAGUCCCAGACUGUCAGGCAUGGAGGACACCACCAUCCCACUACCGGGGCUAGUCUGUCAUCCCAGCCAGGUUGUAACCAUCUCCUCCUUUGACAACUCGGUCAACAUCCUGCCCACCAAGACCAAACCCAAGAAGCUGGUAUUCCACGGAGCUGACGGUAAGAGGUACACCUACCUCUUCAAGGGGCUGGAGGACCUACACCUGGAUGAGAGGAUCAUGCAGUUUCUCUCCAUCGUCAACACCAUGUUUGCCCGCAACAAGAGGCAAGAGGCAUCACUCUACCAUGCCUGUCACUAUUCCGUGACGCCCCUCGGCCCACGGUCAGGCCUCAUCCAGUGGGUGGAUGGAGCCACAGCGCUGUUUGGACUGUACAAACGCUGGCAGCAACGUGAAGCUAUCGCUGCCGCAGCAGCCAAGAGUACCAACUCCUCCACUGGUCAACCACCGGUGCCAAGACCCAGUGAGGUGUACUACAAAAAGAUGAAACCGGCCCUGGAAGAUAUGGGACUGUCGGAUCAGACUGCUCGCAAGGACUGGCCACUCAGCAUCAUGAGAAAUGUCAUGCAGGAACUUAUCAAAGAGACGCCCAGCGAUCUCCUAGCAAAGGAGCUGUGGUGUUCCAGUGGCAGCUCCUCCGAGUGGUGGCACAUCACCCAGGCUUACUCCCGCUCCACCGCUGUCAUGUCUGUCAUUGGCUACAUCAUCGGCCUUGGUGACCGUCACCUUGACAACGUCCUGGUCAACUUCCUGACAGGGGAUGUGGUACACAUUGACUACAACGUGUGCUUUGAGAAGGGCAAGAACCUACGUGUGCCAGAGAGAGUACCGUUCAGGAUGACACAGAACAUACAGACAGCUCUGGGUGUGACCGGCGUAGAGGGAACCUUCCGCCAAUCGGCUGAAGAGGUGCUGAAGAUCAUGCGCAAGGGGCGGGAGACCCUCCUGACCCUGCUGGAGGCCUUUGUCUAUGACCCCCUGGUGGACUGGACCACAGCCAACGAGGGGGGCUUUGCCAGUGCUGUCUACGGCGGGGGCCAGAUGAACCCCGUGGUGGCCGACAGCGGGCAGGGCAAGCGGGAGAUGGAGCGGGACAUCACCAGGAGCCUCUUCUCCUCCCGAGUGGCCGAGAUGAAGGGGCCCUGGUUCAAGAACAGAGAUGACAUGCUGGAUGCCCUGUCCAAUCUGGAGGAGCAGCUGACCACGUACCUCGAUGCCGUGCAAGAGAGCAAGAUACUGGAGGACGGUACCGACCAGUACACCCAGCACUCCAGAGUCCUUCAGGGUGCGCUCAAUGACAAGAACCACGCCCUGCAUACACUGCAGAUCAGGUACAGGGAGUGUCAGCAGGUGGAAGAUGCCCGGGUGGCCACCUCCCAGGCCAUCCAGGACAAGCUGCGCGAGCUGGACCUCUGGCACAUCCAGCACAAGUUGGCCCUGGAGACGGCCAGGGGUAACCACCUGACGGCCAUCAGCCAGGAGACGGAGAAAGACCUGGACCUGGGUCCAGCACCGUACGCGCCGUGUGUAAAAUUCCUGACUUCUGCUGGACAGACGCAAAUCAUCGGGCAGUGUGAGCACCUUGAGACGGAACUGAGCGGCCUGUUGCAGCAGCGACGCACCAUGCUUCAAGGUUGUGUGGAGAUCUUACAGACUUACUGCAACAUGGCAAGACAGUUCCCAACCAACUUUGCGGAGAUGAAUCGGGCUUACGUAUGGCAGACCUGGCUUCAGGAACUUGUCUGUGAUUUCACGUCAUCAAAGUGCCAAGUGCUGCAGGUCAGGUUCAAGGCCAAGUACAGCGCCCCAACCCCGGCCCACACCAAGGCAGCGGCGGCCACAGAGGAAGCCCUGAACGGCCUGAUGACAGAAGCCAACGCCAAGCUGGUCAAGGCCAUGGAGGCCACGAUGCCGCAGGCCAACUUGGCCCAGUCGGAAGGGGCGCUGCAGCAGACCUACGCCGAGAUAUGCAGCUUUGUCAAAGAGAAUGGUGAUGCAGGCGUGAUGACGCUAACAGCGGUCUUGAUGAAUGCCCUCUGCUCAUUCAGCCAAAGAUCACGCAUCAUGGAAGGAGCUGUUGCAGGUGCUGGGGACCUGUUGGUCGACUUCACCUCCCGUAAUGGUAACUGGUUCCUGGAGGAACUGUGUAGCAUGAUAGCCAACCUAGACGUCAUUGUCAACCUGGUCAGCGGUUGUCAAUGGCCGGAGGGCUUUGACGCAGGCCCCAUCCUCUCCGCUCUUGAUUGCUUCAGGCUAAUCCGCUUGGUCUACGAAGCCCUGCAGAACGUCCAUAGCCAGUACCGCAAAACCAUCCUGCCACGGGCCAUCGCUGGCCUGCAGUCAGGGGACGCCACGGUGGACAAGGUGAUCCAGGACCUCCGGGAGUUGUGCGAUGGCCCCUCACUCCUUCCCAGGGUGCUACAGCAGAUUGAACAGGACCUGACCAGUGUGACGCUUGGCAUGGAGGGCGAUCUGAUCUCAACAAGCGUUGUGGAAAUGCUACGCAGCAGGUUCAACUCCCUCCUGCAAGCGGGCAGUACCGGGGACCCUUCCACCGCCACCGUCCCCCCACCGCCGCCCCAGGCCCCCACCCAGGGCCAGGUACUCCUGGCCCUGCUCAGCGCACCCUUUGCCAAGGUGGAGGCAGCUAUCCAGGAGUUUGUGGCCACGAUGGAGCAGCUGUCGGUGCCGCCGCAGUGGAGGAGGAUGGACGUCAUUCAGGAGGCCAAGAAGAUGCAGUCCACUGUGCUGAAUUCCAACACCCAGCAACUCCUCAGGGACUGGGCCUUCAUCAGGCAGCUUGAGGCGAUGCAGGACUUCAUCACACUCUGCCAGCAAUAUGCAAGGGUGACCAACGGUUGUCAGGAGAAUAUCUCUGAGUUACAGGUAGCACUAGUAUCAGAGGCUCAGUUCAUCAAACCUAUCAAGAAGUUUGUGGCUGGUUUGAUCAGAAAACAGGAUAGGAUUCCAUCCAUUGCAUCCCCUUCCCUAUUCUGUAGACUACGGUUGUCCAAUCCACUCAUAACUCAUCUUGGGUCAGCAGAUUUCUUCAUUUUUUGCACUUCUCAUACAUACCAUUGCAGAUUGAAAAACACCUCAGAAAAUCUUCUGUGGCUUGAAUUUUUCUCAUUUUGUCUACAUUACCAGUUGGCCCUGGAUGUAGGAGCCAACUCCAAGGCCUCCCUGGAGGACAUGUGCAAGAAGGCCCUGGACCUGGCCAUCCAGAAGGGCCUGGUCCAAUCCCACCUCUACCAGGUGGUGAACAAUUACACCAAGAAGUAUGAUGCAGGCUGGAGGGCCUUAGCCCAGGCUCAGCAGCAAGUCAGUGCAGUAACAGCUUGUCAGGAGACUAUUCAGCACGCCCAGCUGCAGGUGGUUCGGUUCCAGUGGUUGUACGAGGAUAUCUUACAGGAAGCCGGCAUACAGCGGCAGAACAUGCCGUUCCUGCCUCCGUCAAGGUCAAGUGUCAUGUCUGACCUUCGCAAACGUACUCAGCAUCUGCUGUCCCUAGAGGGUGCCAUAACAGCCGUUCAUGACAGGGCCAUCAUUCAGCAGAAUAGCGUCAGCCAGCGAUUGAAGUGGGCGGCAGGUGCUAAUCCGACGCUCCACAAUGUGCUGCACGAGUUUGAGAAGGCUGUGAAGGACCGGGCAGCCACCUAUGCGAUGGAGAACAAAAGGUCAGCGGAGGUGACUGCCCUGAGCAAUGCUAUCCUUCACUUUGAGGCACUACGGACCAGGACCAGUGAAGCUAUCAAUGCAGAGUCCAUCUUCCUUGCUUUACUCAAAAGGUGCCAGGAGAGUUGCCUGAAGGUGGAGCAGUGCACGGCCUCCAUCAGCCAGAUGGAACAGUCUUUCAUUGACCUCCAGCCUCCGACGGCCGAGCUACCCAUUAGCCGCAGGUGGAUCCGCAGCAUGCUGGACCUCCUGGAGCAGAGGACGGCUGAGAGGGAGAACGCGGUGGUGGAACAAGAGGUCAUGGUGCACAGCGGACGGGAAGCCCUGCACAGCCAGAUAGACACAGUCAAGAACACCUUGUCCACCCAUCACAAGCUAAUGUCAGAGGUUAAGACCCAUCUCAAGACGCUGGCCCGAGGGGAGGAGGAGGAGGCAGAGGAUGGUGUCCUUGGCAACAGCGAGGGCGUCUUCAAGACGUUCAUGAUAGAGUACAAGAGCUACUCCGAGGAUUUCACCUCCACACUCAAGGCGCUGCUAGUUGGCUCCUCGGAAGAUGACAAGGAUAGCAUCUUGAAGUUGUCUGAAGUCAUUCCCAAGAUGGCUACCCUGGCAGACCAGACAAAAAGGUUGUGUGAUCAACUGGUUGGUUUGGCUUCUCCACUCGUACCCAAGCUGGUCCCGCCUGACAACAGCCAAGCUGCCAGCACUAGUGAGGACGUGGGCGAGGACUCUAAGGACCUUCAGGUCAUGAAGGGAAGCAAGGCGGGCUCACCCCUGCGGGUGUCUGGACUGCUGGGCCGGGCGGCUGAGGGUACCCCGGCAACGCCCCCAACGGCUUCAAAGGCAGCCGUCGCCGCUCAGCAGCCUAAAGGGUCACCUGCUGUCAUGCGAGACCCCCGCACCGGCAAGGUGAUCCAGGUGCGCAACACCCACGCCAUCAACGUCUGGCGUCGUGUCAAGGGCAAGCUGGACGGACGGGAUCCGGAGCCGUCCAAGAGGCUCAGCAUACCAGAACAGGUUGACUUUAUCAUCAAGGAAGCAACCAGCUUGGACAACCUUGCCACUCUCUACGAAGGCUGGACGGCCUGGGUCUGAACAAGAACGCAGCAUGAACAUCGCAGGAUCCAGAGACAGAGCUAAAAAAAAAAAUGAGAAAACUACAAGUAUAGCGAGAGACAGUAGGGUUUCCCCAGAGCAAACACCCAGAUGGUCAGGGCUGGUCCAAACUAGUUCCAACCAGUUCCAGCCAGAUCACCACAAUAAAAAAAAAAACAACAUGCCUCGUCAGCUUUGAAGAGCAGAGGCUGGUGUUGUUGGGUGGUUCAUGGCAAGACCUUGAGAUAAAAAAAACACAUCACAAGUUUGUGGAGUUCCCUCCCUUUAAAGGUAUUUGUUGGCUAUCUGAAUGCCCAAUCUGCAUCGAACGCAGCCCACGAAAGGGUGAGAGAUGAGAUUAUCCACGUUUUGGCAAAACUCCGGCCGCUGUAUUUUUGUUUCUCGCUUGACAAAAAUUGUGUAGCCGGCAGGCCUGCUGCCUACAAUACCAGAAUUACCAGGCCGUGGGGACAUUGCCAUUAUUAUCUUGUCACAGUCAGAGGGCCCAGAAAUUGAAGAUGGAAAGUACGGUUCGGAACUUUGGAAACCUUUUGAGAAGCAACAGAUUGAUUUUUUCGUCUGUUAAGAAUUGUGCGGGAUUCACAAGUUAAGUAUUUCUCCGGUUUUAAUCCGGGUUAACCUGUACCAUCAACCAGUUAAUUGAAGCUAAUCCUGGUUACUGUCGUCUGUAAUUUAGUUGAAUGAAAUUGUUCGCAGGUUUAUGGCAAGUUUCAUUGAAAAUGAAUGCAAACGCCUACACUGAGUAUUAGAUUCCACCGGCAAAGAUGGUGAACUUUCCACUGGUUAUUGCUUGGCAAAAAAAAUAACAAAUCAAGAGCAGGUGGAAUCAUCGUAUUAAAUCAUCACACUCAACAAGGUCACAAAAGAACAAUCACUGGAAAAAUUUCACUCCUACGUUAAUGGAGCAUUCCAAACUCAAUAUCAGUUUCACUUUCAUGUAGCCUUUUGUGACAAAAUGACAUGUCUGCUAAACCAGUGACAAGUCUUCACCCAGACACACAAAUUAGUAUGUUGAUGAAAUACAACUUCAGAAGACCAUUUUUUUUUAGGAUUUCAGUGGUCCCAUUGGUCUUAUUAUUUGUGACACUUUCACUAUGUUAUCAUGCGUAGUAUUUGUCUUUCCCAAUUGCAGGUCAGUGUAGUUCACCAGCUUAACCCAGCCAUAAAACAAAAUUCAUCCUCGUAUUGAGUGUGGCAAUUUCACAGGCCGUGUAACAUGUGACAGAAUGUCCUGUGAUUUCUCAAAACAAACGUUUGCAAGUUAUGCUGUGUAGCGUUUAUGCUGCUCCUUCUCCAGUCGGUAACCCGCAACGAUGAGAAAGCGGACGAGAUUGUAUUUGGAGCCCCUGAGUAGUCUCCAUCUUCACAUCUCUGAUGAUUAAAUGAGUCCGUGAAAAAAAAAACUAAUUACAGAAGACAUGACCAAUUCUAUGAACCCAGUCUUAAAAGGAUUAGCUCUGAAUGAGUGACCGUCAGCAGCUCAGUCGUUACCUGAGCAGUGAUCAAGUAAAAGAAUGUUCUCAUUUUUGCUGCCAUUCCAUCGACUUGAACCGGUCAUGAAUACUCAACAUUGUGAAUCUUAAACUUCUGCUUUCAUCUGCGGUGAGGGAAGAGGACAGAAGGUUUUCCAAAGUGUUCUUGUUGAAAAGUUACUUCAUGUUAUAAAGCACUUGCACGUUUUAUAUUUCUUUUUUUUGUCGUUUGGUAGAUUGUAAAGUAAAGACAUGAAAUACUCAGAGAAAUCACUUAUAAUCAGUGCACAAUGAUGGCUCAUAAGAUGAGAAAUAGAAGUGCUGUUCUUAGGCUGGCAGUGAGAAACAAUGUCACUGUUUUCGGCUCUGUGCGUGGCUGUUGAGGGUGGUGUGAUGCGCCCCAAACAGAGGCGUGGGCUGGUUUGGCCGGGGGGGGUGUGCGAUUUUAAAGAAAGUGGAACUCCAACUUCCAGCAUUUAAACAAGAAAGGAAAGUGCCCAUGUGAAAAGCAGAUUGCCCCAGAUACAUGUAUUUGCUGUUUUACUUUUCGGUCAUCGUGUAUCAAAACCCACGUACUUUCACCUUAAUAAAAUAACGUACUGCUGUUUGGUUUAAAAAAUAAAAAUAUGAACACCUCAAGCAGAACUCUUCCCCCCCAGCACCCCCUGGCCUACGCCGUUGCCAAAACAGAUCCCUGGAUAGUUUGGUGGAUGAGGCUAAUUUGUAUCUGAGUUACAUCUGGGAGUAGCACACACGUCUGUGGGAAAUGGCCGCAGUGGUUAACAAGUUACUUCCAAAGGAACAUUCCUGGCCAUGGUCAAAGAUUUCAGUCUUGGUUUGAGGCCCAUAAUUGUCUGAGCAAAAUAGUGCACUGUGAAAUAUUACUCACAGUCUGUGCAUGUGUUAUUGGGCAGUGAAACUUGCAAGGCCAAUAAGGCUUCAGAUAUUUACCAGGGGGCAUCAGUGACAUCAAUCAGAGCCCUUAGCCAAGGAAUUCUGGAUUUUUUCACAUUCCUGCUUCACAACAAAGUUGCUCACUGCUUUGGGCCUGCUUGGUUCACGAGGGUCCAGAUCUCGGUCAUUAAUCUGUCAUUAGUUCAUGGACGCCAGAGCUCGCCCGAUGGCCAGAGCAAUCCAGUGUUGGGACCGCUGAUCAAGUUCCAGAUCUUUUUGAAACAAAUUGGCCCUGUAAGUGGCCGGGCCACAUUCCAAGGGUACCAGGGAAAGCAGGGCUUGUUGUACCAGGCACGUGAUGUGUGUGCCUUCGUUUCACCACUCAAGAGCCACAGUUUGCACAGAGGAGCUAAGGAAUUCAGAGUAUGCAAUUUUGAAGACAUGUUUACCUUAGAAUCUAUUGUAUGUUCAUUGCCAUUUAUUUCUUGUUAUUAAUGUUAGUGGAUGUUACUAUUGCAUGAAUUAGAAUAUUGUUCGUAGCAUUGUGUACAGUGUAGUCAAUUUGUAACGCACAGCUGUGCAUGUGUUAUGUGUAAGAGAAAGCACGUCUAGUUGGAACAAUCGCUGUCAUCAGCCAGGGGCUUGGUGUGCUGGGGUAGUUUUGAUUGGCAAUCUGAGAAUGAACUCCUCUUGUCUCAGCUGACCUGUAGUUAAGGGCUGUGUCAGAGGAGAGCUCUGUUUUUACUAUUGGGUUCAAGAGUAAAGCCUUGGUAUUACCUUUGACUGUUUGGAUGGACUGAGCAAUAUGUCUGCGGCCACCACUGGAAUUGUAGUUAAAAGAAAGGGAAUUAUUGACAUGAACAAAGGUAGGCAAGAUCCAAAGGCGAGACUUUGGAAUCCCUGUUGAAAUUAUUGUUCAAAACCCCAGUAUUUGCGGAGUUCCCCCUCCCCCCAUCAAAUUGGGAAUACACAGGGAUACUUUCUUCCUUGGAGGGUCUUAUUUUGGCAAUUUUCAAAAAUUUGUGAAAGAUCUGAGGAAUAUUUGGGAAAGCAAUAUUGCACAAUACUCAGAAAUUCAUAGUAGUUGUAAAUGCUUGCUGGUUUUGAGGACAGUGGUGUUCAAGCGCUUAUGUUGUGUCUUUGAUAUAUCUCCUGAUAUUUCUCUGUGCAGUCUCAUGCUGAUGGGAAUGUGUUUCUUCCAACUAGACAGUCUGUCUGGAUUGUAAUUGUUAUCGUUUUUGCGUAAAAGACUGUUUCUUGAUGCAAACGAUGACGUCAAAUUAAGGGGCUACUAUGCGCAUGGAUUCACUGAGCACUGAAAAUUACGACAUUGAGCCCAAUUGCAUGGAACAGCUAAGCAGAAAAGUUUACUUGACAAAUUUAUACACUUAGCAGAAUUGGCCGUGGACCAGUCACAACUAAUGGCAUUUUGGCCGGUAACCUGCUUUUGCCAAGCAAACGUUUCCUUGCAAAUUUAUGAGCUUAGCAACUCUGUUGAAUCAGUUCCUGGUCAUAAGUUGAUUUGUUUUUGACCACACAGCUUUGCUGAGUGGCUCCAUGGCUUUGAACCUGUAGGGGUGCACAUGGAUGCUUUUUUUCGUCGUACUUCCAGGUUGCGAGUUGACUCAAAUCCAGGAAUGAGUUAGAAAGGAAGGCCCCAAAGCAUGGAUAUACAUCGGUGAGGACUACAGAAACAGUGUCUGUAAAUCCACUGGGAAUCCUUCAGGAAAAGGAAAGGAUUUUAAGCCUGCUUAUUUGGGACAGCACUGGAAAUCUGUCCUUCAGGCUCGUGUGGGAUUUGAGCCAAUGGCAUUGCAUUGAUUAUCAUUAAGGAAUUCGGAGCUUAAGUUCAGAAUCUUGAUUCAUGAAUCAUUCCCUACAUGAAUGGAAGUUUUCUGAAGUCACGGACAGCUUUGUUUGUCCCAGAAGAGAAAUUGUUUGGCCUCUGGCUAAAUAACAUUCAUGAGAACAUGAAGUCCUGCUUUGUGGUAGAUAUGAUACUACAUGUAGAACUGUGAACAUUUCUGUUCUCAACCACAUUUCUCUUUCAAACUUUUGAAAUUCAUAUUACAUUGACAGCUUUCAAAUUCACUAUAUGUACACAGAUCAAACUAGCAGUAACAGAUUUUUUUUCAUUUGUAAUGACUAGGAUUUAUUCUAGUGUUCAGUUCCAUUUUGACACUUGAUUCGAUUAAAUUACACAGCUUCAUUUAUUUGGACAUCACGUUUUCAAGAAAAUGUUUGUGUUUUGCAUGUGUAAUUGUUAAAAAAUUAACUGUCCGAUGUAGACAUCAAAUGUAUAUUGUAUCCAAUCUUGCUGUUGGCAUUUUCUGAAACCGGCCAAAUCUAGCUCUGCAACACUGUAAGCACUACGUACAUUACAUUUACAAUGCACACUUGGAAAUUCUGGGCUGGACAGUUCAUGAAUCACCUUUACAGCUGGUGAGACCAUCUACUUCACCAUCGUAAGCGUUGGUAUUCAGAACUGUCCAUGCCCAUAUCAAGGUUUGCCAUUCACAACUUGAGGAUAAACACAGCAGUUUAAGGUUCACAAGUCUUGGGGAUAGAUAAAUCAUAUUAAAUCUGCCAGUUGCAGGUCUUUUUCAUUCCAAAGAGAAAGAUGGGGCACCGUUUCCAAAAAAGUUUUUGAAAUUCCCUACUGACGGGAAAGCAAUUGUAAGAUCUGUUUAUCGUUUUUGUUGCUACCCUGACAUGGUUUUUGCACGAUGUUUCAGAGAUUGUUUAUCCCGAAGUUGAAAUGGUUAAAUCCUGAGGUGUACACAUGCAGUCGGUAUCGGUAAUGUAAAACUUGGCAUAUUGGCUUUGAGCAUUAACUAAAGAGGGUGCUCUUUGGCUACAAAUGAGAGCUGUUGAAAGUCAUUGACAUCCUACUGGUUUACUUGUGUUUAAUCAGUCCAAUUUGCAAAGCAGUGCGUACUGACUGAAAAGACAGGCUUUCAUCCAGCAACAUGUGGGAAGUGGUUAACAACCUUUACUUAGUUUUUAAACCAGUUAGCUCGCUAGUUCACGUAAGCUAUUGUCACGGGUUAAUGUGGGAUAACUUCAGAGACGAUACAAUAUAAUAGGCUUAAAAUGGUUCUUUGACCACGAUUAAUUUUAUGUAUGGAUGGGAAAUACUUUAGAUGCACAGGCAAAUUUGCUAUUCUCUCUCUCACGAAUGAAAGGAUUCAUUGUUAGUCAAGAAAAAAAGGGUGGGAAUACCCAUUUUGAUCUAUCGCUCACAUCACAUUUCAACACUAUGAACACCACUGUUGUAAAUGGAGGCAUAGCUUUAGCAGCUGGUUCUUUAAAGUUCCAGUUACUGUAGUUUCUGUAUAAUUCCACUUUCUGUUCUGCACAGUUUCAGAAAUCCAGUUCAAUAAACAGCAGUAAAAAUCAUAUGA
Molecule: messenger RNA, 17099 nt
Organism: Acanthaster planci (crown-of-thorns starfish)
Lineage: Eukaryota; Metazoa; Echinodermata; Asteroidea; Valvatida; Acanthasteridae
Gene: smg1
Product: SMG1 nonsense mediated mRNA decay associated PI3K related kinase
Biological process (GO): nuclear-transcribed mRNA catabolic process, nonsense-mediated decay; phosphorylation
Cellular component (GO): nucleus
Molecular function (GO): protein serine/threonine kinase activity; protein binding
Source: RefSeq, a predicted model, not a curated record